CGCCAUGCGGGCGGCCCGGGCGGCUGCCCCCCGGCCGCGGCCGACGCCGCUGCGGCUGCUGCCUGUGCUGCCUGUGCUGCCGCUGCUGCUGCUGUGCCACCGGACCCGGCCCCAGGACAGCCCUGGGCCACUGCAGUGCUAUGGAGUUGGACCCUUGGGCGACCUGAACUGCUCGUGGGAAGCUCUCGGGGACCUGGGAGCCCCCUCCACGCUGCACCUCCAGAGCCAGAAGUACCAUUCCAACAGAACGUGGACUGUGGCAGUGCCUGCCGGGCAGAGCUGGGUGACCAUUCCACGGGAACAGCUUACCAUGUCUGAUGAACUGCUUGUCUGGGGUACCAAGGCAGGCCAGCCUCUCUGGCCCCCUGUCUUCGUGAACCUGGAAACCCGAAUGAAGCCAGAUGCCCCCCGGCUGCACCCUGAUGUGGACUUUUCGGAGGAUGACCCCCUGGAGGCCACUGUCCAGUGGGCCCCGCCUGUGUGGCCACCCCAUAAGGUCCUGGUCUGUCAGUUCUACUAUCGAAGAUGCCAGGGGACAACCUGGACCCUGUUGGAACCAGAAGUAAAGUCCAUACCCCUGACUCCUAUUGAGAUCCAGGACCUGGAGCUGGCCACAGGCUAUGAGGUGUUUGGUCGUUGCCGAAUGGAGAAAGAAGAGGAUCUGUGGAGCGAUUGGAGCCCCAUUUUGUCCUUACAGACACUACCCUCUGCUCCAAAAGAUGUAUGGAUAUCAGGGAACCCCUGUUCACCAGGCAGACAAGAAUGGCUGCUUCUGUGGAAGGACCGGGGGCACUGCAUGCAGAUGAACUAUAAAGUCUGGUUCCAGGUCAAAGAUCAGGAGCUGAUCCAGAAGACGGCUCCCUGCUGCAACCUUUUCAUCCCCACCCAGGCAGAGUGGGUCGGGGUGUCUGCUGUCAAUGCCACAAGCUGGGAGCCUCUCACCAACCUUUCUUUGGCCUGCUUGGGUCCAGAUUUUGCCCCUCAUGACGUGGUGGUCAGCAGCAUUCCUGGGAGGACAGAGCUGCUGGUGACUUGGCAGCGGGGGCCUGGGGAGUUACAGGAGCACGUGGUGGACUGGGCUCGAGACGGUGAUCCCUUGGAGAACCUCAGCUGGGUCCGGCUUCCCCCUGAGAACCUCAGUGUUCUGUUGCCAGGGAAUUUUGAAGAAGGGGUCCCCUACCGAAUCACAGUGACAGCAGUCUCUCCUUGGGGCUUGGCCCCUGCCCCCUCAGUCUGGAGGUUCAGAGAGGAACUGACACCCCUAGCAGGGCCAGUGCUUUGGCGACUCCAGGAUGCCCCCCCAGGAACCCCUGCCAUAGCAUGGGGAGAGGUCCCAAGGCACCAGCUCAGGGGCCAUCUCACCCACUACACCUUGUGUGCACAGAGCGGGACCAGGCCUUCUGUCUGCGUGAACGUGAGUGGCAGCACCCAGAACAUCACCUUGCCCGACCUUCAAUGGGGUCCUUGUGAGCUGUGGGUGACCGCAUCCACCAUCGCAGGACAGGGGCCACCUGGUCCCAGCCUCCGGCUUCACCUACCAGAUAACACCCUGAAGUGGAAAGUCCUGCCAGGUGUCCUUCUCCUGUGGGGUUUGUUCCUGAUGGUCUGUGUUAUGAGCCUAGCCACUUCUGGAAGGUGCGUCCACCUCCGGCACAAGGUACUGCCCCGCUGGGUCUGGGAGAAGAUUCCUGAUCCUGCCAAUAGCAAUUUUGGCCAGCCCCACUUGGAGGAGGUGGUGCCUCCGGCUCAGACCCCCGGGGACUUCCCCAUCCUGAAAGUGGAAGACAUGGAGCCACUACAGGUUAUAGAGCCCCCCCAGGCCUCCACCCAGCUUGACUCUGGGUAUGAGAAACACUUCCUGCCCACCCCCGAGGAGCUAGGCCUUCUGGGCCCACCCCCAGGUCCCAAGUUCUGGCCUGAACCCACCCCAAGCCAGGAGAGGGGUGCCCAUUUGACAGAUGAAGACACUGAGGCUCAGAGAGGCUGAGUCACUUGCCUGAGGACACCUGGCCAGGAAGAACCGGCUGAAGGACCCCUAUAGAGAAGGGCUUGGCCCUACCGGGAAUAAAAUAAAUGAACAUGGACGGAUGAGGGAGCAAAGGCAAAUGUAUGAAAUCCAGAGUGGCAGCUGCCUCCCCAGAUCUGUCCUGCUGCUAUAACAGAACCAUAGCGGGUUGUAUCCGCUGCUGCACCUGCAGCCAGGUGCGGCCAUGGACCAAGUUCUCGCCAACGGAACAUGUGUAGACGUGCCACGUGCUGAUGCACGUCGGAGCUCCUCCACGUCCUCUCCCCUCGCUCCCUGCGAGCUGGAACAUCACCGAGCUGGAACAUCACCGUGCCUGUGAGCCAGCUCGAAUCCUAACGAAGGGGAAUGUGGAGCAAGAAGUGGAAAAGGAACCUCCAUCCCCAAGUGACUGCAUGACUCAGAGCCACCCUGAGAAAUAAACUUUUAUGUUUUUAUAGCUA
This is a messenger RNA of Canis lupus familiaris (dog), 2466 nucleotides long. RefSeq names its product interleukin 27 receptor subunit alpha (gene IL27RA). Gene Ontology annotation, molecular function: interleukin-27 receptor activity; interleukin-12 receptor binding; interleukin-23 binding. The record is from RefSeq and is a predicted model, not a curated record. Gene Ontology annotation, biological process: positive regulation of activated T cell proliferation; cytokine-mediated signaling pathway. Bases 5 to 1987 code for a protein of 660 amino acids. The transcript is spliced from 14 exons. Gene Ontology annotation, cellular component: interleukin-12 receptor complex; interleukin-23 receptor complex; external side of plasma membrane. Lineage: Eukaryota; Metazoa; Chordata; Mammalia; Carnivora; Canidae.